Nicotiana tabacum (common tobacco) is the source of this 2724-nucleotide messenger RNA. RefSeq lists its product as uncharacterized. Gene Ontology annotation, biological process: regulation of gene expression. Gene Ontology annotation, molecular function: RNA nuclease activity. NCBI's taxonomy places the organism in Eukaryota, Viridiplantae, Streptophyta, Magnoliopsida, Solanales, Solanaceae. The record is from RefSeq and is a predicted model, not a curated record. Gene Ontology annotation, cellular component: peroxisome.
AACGGCAAACCAAAUUCCCAUAAAUACCCACACAUUAGUUUCAAGAGAGGAGAGAGGGGGUUAUUUUGGUAAAUUCAGAGAAGGAUAGUGGGACAGUGAGGAACUGAAUGUUGAGGAAUUGCGAAGUGAUAGAGGUAUGACAAAAUAGUAGAGUAAAAAAGAUAAUCAGAAGAAUGAGGGUUAAAUGGUAGCAGAGUCAGAGAAAAUCGUUGUAUAGGCGAUGGCCGGAGACGGAUUGACGGCGGCGGCGGAUUUUCCCAGCGGAGCAGCGGUGGAACCGCAAUACGCGGCGGCAAAGACGUCGGUGUGGUGGGAUAUAGAGAACUGUCAGGUGCCAAGGGGAUGCGACCCUUACACAAUCGCUCAGAAUAUAAGCGCGGCAUUGAUGAAGAUGAACUAUCACGGACCUGUCACCAUCUCUGCCUAUGGCGACACCAAUCGCAUCCCCUGGCCCGUUCAAAAUGCUCUCUCUAGUACUGGAAUCGCUCUCAAUCACGUCCUGGCCGGGGUUAAGGAUGCAAGUGACAAGAAAAUUUUGGUGGACAUGCUAUUUUGGGCAGUGGACAAUCCUGCACCUGCGAAUUAUCUGCUCAUUUCGGGAGAUAGGGAUUUCUCCAAUGCCAUUCAUCAGUUACGCAUGAGGAGAUAUAAUAUUCUUCUAGCACAACCUUUACAAGCUUCUGCUGUUCUUGCUGCUGCUGCCAAGAAUGUGUGGCAGUGGACAAGCCUUGCUGCUGGAGGAUCUCCACGAGAACUUUCUUAUGGCAUUAAGACAUUACGCCAAGAAUCAACAUUGACUCCAAUUACUAAACCUAUAUCUGUGAACCAACCUGCUUAUUCCGAAGCCAAUGCCAAUACUAAUGCUUCUGGACCCCAAAGGUUAUCUAAUCCUGGACGCACUGCUGAUACUAAAACUAAAGCUAUUUACGUACCUAAGAACUCGAAUAAACUGAAUAUGACCGGCAUGUCAAGUAUGCCAGCUAGAAUUGAAGAAACUAGUAGCAGCCAUUGCCCACAAGAACCAGAUGUUGCACCAAAGCAGUUUGCACCACAUCAGUUUUUCGCAAAGCCUGAUAGUUCAGAGAACCAUAGCAGUAAAUUCAUAGAAAAUAAGCAUGCUCAGCGUACUCAAUCUCAACCUCUUUUAGUUCCAGAUAAAGUUGUGAAUUCGAACUCUUGCCAGAACAAUUUGCAGCCUGCACCUCCACGACCUGAAAGUUCUGCAGUUUUUUCUACACCAUUUGUAUGCCAUCCUGAUGCUGUUAGGGGCCAGAUAGUUUUCUUGAGGCGGCUUAAUUUGCUUGCAGUUGGGGGUGAUAUCGACGGUUCUCUUAACAAGAGUCCUGCACGUCCUGAGUUUUCCUUCCCUUCAUCCUCAUUGGGGAUUUCUAAAUCUGUUCCUGGUAAUUCAGAUUUGGGUCUCCAGCUUCCUGAACACAUUCAAGGUCUUAUAGGGGUCAUCUUGCUUGCCUUGAAUACUUUGAAGCUUGAGAAGAUUGUGCCAACAGAAGAAAACAUUACUUAUUGUGUACGUUAUGGUAACUCAAAAGAUCGUCAUACUGAUGUUACAGCAGCCUUAAAUUCUGCACUAGAGCAACAGAUGAUAUUAAAGAUAAAAGUAGGAAAUUUGGAGCUAUAUGUUGGUAGGACUGAGAGGAUCUGGAAUUGCGUUAAUCCACUUGGUGGAAAUCUUAACCAGUAUCGAGAUGCAACUUGGAAUGCGAUUGAGAAUUUUCUCUGUUCAGCUGCUGGACGUUCAGCAAUAGCAGCAUCUGAAUGCAGGUAUGAAGCAGCUCUGAUUCUUAAAAACUCGUGCUUAAAAGACCUUACAUUGGGUGAAGUAAUUCAAAUCCUGGAUAUGAUUAUCACGCUGAAGCGUUGGAUUAAAACUUCGCACUCUGGUUGGCAACCAGUUGUUAUCACUCUUCCAGAAACUUAUAAUAAUAGUGGUACCAGAAUAGAUACCUAGUUGAGAGAGCUCUUUCAAUAUUUUAACAUGUCCUAGUCAGAAAUGGAUCAAAUAUCUUGGAUUUAUGGAUUUUAAAAGAAGCUCAAUUUCGUUGGAGACGGUUUGUUCAGUGCAUCGAUGACACUGGCGUAGGAGCAACAUCUUUUUUACUUUUGUGGAAUGCUUUUCCACAUGCCAUUGCAGCUGAUAUAGUGGGCAGCUUUCUGCACCAUGGUCAACCUUAUGUUAAACGGAUGGAUUGUUAUCAUGCUUCUAUCCACCCAACUAUGCUGAUGGAUCUCGUAAUCUUUCAUUCCAGCUUCAUGGUUACCAACAAUCCUAAAUUUCUUCAUCUUAAAAUUUCCUUCUCUCUCGAAAUUUUGUUUCCAUUAAAGAAUCUACUAUUGCUUUCACCUUACUAGAAUUUGGAGCAUCCAUGAAGAAUGUAGCAUGGUUACUGGGUGAGUAGAAAAGAAGCACAAAUGUUUGGAUGGCAGGUUGACAGGAAUAUUUUGUAAUCUCUGCUGUUGUUCUAGCUAGAAUAUAAAUCUAGAAGAGUGUUUAGAAUACAGAUCAGUUACCUUGGUUUUUGGAGCUUUAUGACCAAAAAGUACUCUGUCAAAUGGAGUAUGUAGAUAUUCUUGGGAGGCAUUUUCGUAUGUUUUCAUAACCUCAUCCUUUCCCCUCUUUUUGUUUAUUGGAGGUUAUGACUACAAAGUACUUUGUCAAAUAUUGUAUCUGUAGAUUUACUUGGCAGGCACUUGCAUUUGUUUUCA